Messenger RNA from Stylophora pistillata, 2419 nucleotides. Its product is annotated as somatomedin-B and thrombospondin type-1 domain-containing protein. The record is from RefSeq and is a predicted model, not a curated record. NCBI's taxonomy places the organism in Eukaryota, Metazoa, Cnidaria, Anthozoa, Scleractinia, Pocilloporidae.
GAACACAAGUCUUUUUGUGUGCCCAAAAAAGCCUUCUGUCACCGUAAAUAUUUUUUAUCCUAGCACUUUGACACGCUGCCAAGGAAAAAGGGGCAAACAUUUGAAACUUCCGGCGUAACACCUCGGGUCAUCCCCUGAUUUUACGCAUUUCGUGGUAAAUAAGACGGCUAUUGAGAUUUUUUCCAGACGUCCGGCUCGAGCGAGAGUAACAACACGUUUUGAGCAAUGGAUUGCACGAAACGUCAGGGUUUGAUGCUCAUUUUGGUCCUUAGUUUUUCGUUAUGUUCUUUAGCCGACGGAGCUUGCGUUCAGGAAGAAAGCGGAGGUCCCGUUCAUUGCUGUGAUCAAAGAGAUCAUGGCGGUCCUCUUCACUGCUGCGGCGGUAGAAACAGCAGUUGUGGCAUGGAGGACUAUGUUCAUAACACUAUUUGCUACUGCGACGAAUUCUGUGAAUCGGCCAGGGACUGUUGUCCUGAUUUUGAAAGUGUAAAGAGACCAUGUGGCUGGGGAAAUGUGAAACGAGAUUGCGUAGUUUCUACAUGGUCUGAUUGGGGUCCCUGUAAUCCGCGGUGCGGCUUAGGCGUCAGACAAAGGACCCGGACUGUGGCAUUCCGACCAAUUAACGGUGGAAAAGAAUGUCCCCCGCUCAUAGAAAAUAGUGGAUGUUUUAGACAACUUUGUGGAGGCAGAGAAUUAGGUUUUGCAAGAAUUUUACCGCAUAAGUUCAAGAAAGAUCGCGCUCCUUCAGUGUGGGACAAAAUCCUACCAGCGCCCAAGGAAGAAGUGAAGACGACGAAGGCACCAAAGAGGCCAAGCUAUUGUAUAAAUUACAAGGUUUACUACAAGCAUCCGCACUGUAAAAACACGUGGGCAGACAAGCUUGAUCCACUAAAGCCGAUCUGUGUUGAGUGUCAACACGACGCCAUGAACAAGCACGGAAAGUGUAAGGGCCAAGGCCUUUUUGGGGAUGUGACUUUGUGGGAAGCAGUCGACCUCAAAAGCUGUUACGGUGGCUGGCUAAAGAUUGGGCCAAAGAUUCCCAACUGUACAUGCGAAAAUGAACAAUUCAACAAUUUUAUAUUUAUAUAAUAGCAUUGGCAGUGUUUAGCUCAUAUAACCAACAGCUAGCUUAAUAAGGUCAACCAAGAUGACAUCAUCCCGAGCUCACAGUUGGGAUAGCGCUGAUACAUAGAACAUUCGAUUUUUGUUUCAGUCUGCUACGACAGUUUCUUUUGAUGCCAGUACAAGGCCCAUCAUUGAAUAAAACGGCAUUCAUUGUAAUCUUGUUUCCGGAGUCGCGAUCCUUUCAGUCAGGGCCAUGUCUGGCAAAAAUUGGUCAACCAAUCAGAAGUUAGAGAAAAUUGUUUCCCAGUGGGCUUUUCAGGGCUGAUCUGUGCCGCUGAUUUGAAAGGAUCGCGGCUCUGAAAGCGAGACUGCAUUCACCGCGCUAAUUUUUUACACGAAGUCGAUUUGCUCUUUAAUUAAUGGACAUUCCCUGGACAUUUUCUAAAUCUUUUUCUCUUAGAUGGGUUAUUCUUGUAACGGACGUUAAGGGAAAAAUCGAGAAUUGUGCAAAAUCGUCAACUUAUUCCAUUUUCAGUUGUCUUCAGAUCUUGGCCAGUUUUCCAAGUUAUGAAAUUCAUGAAUUUAGCGGCCAGAUUGAUAGUAUAUUUUAGUUAAAGUAUUUUUUUUAAUAUACUCUUUAACAUAAAGAAGCGCUGGCAGCAUCUUAGCGUUGAAUCUUAUAUAGCUAAGCAUCAAUUACCCCCGUAAACUGCUAGACACAGUUCCCCCUAAAACCUUUUUAUUUUCCCGAUUCAUAAUAACAGGAUCAAAGGAUUUUUAAUGAGCGUCGAAAGUAAUCUGGUUUACUUAACUUUUCACGGUGAUAAGUCCAGAAAACUCGCGGUUCUGAUUACUUUGGCGCUCAAAACUAAAUUAACGCAACGGUGAUUCGUUGACGCGCGUUUUCCCGCGCAUCCAGUUGUUUUGAGUUCUCAUUGGCUCCUUGUGAUAAUUUCCUUCCUUCUGAUUGGCUGAACUUUGAUUUUUGUUUACUCAAACCCUCAGUUAAACUCUAACAUCAGUGUACAUAUUGUCUAUACUCUGCUCUAUACAAUUCCUAUGGUAGUUACAAACAAUGAUGAGCUAGAGCUUCUUGGUUGGCGAACAAUUCCUUUAUUCUCAUGACUUUAAAGUUUAAUUUGGGGGUUACUAUAAGAAGGAAUAAGAUUUAAGCCGAGAGACUAUAGUGGUUUAUAGUUAAGAGGUGGCAAGUGGUUUACAGGCUUAAAAUGAGUUAGUCUAACUGGGUUUAACUGUAGUUUGAGUGACGCAUGCAGAUUGCUCAAUUAAUUUUAUUGUGAGUCAUUUCGCUGUUACUUUGAGUAAAGAUACAAUUUCAAUAAAGAGAAUUGAA